AUGGGAUACGUCCUGGUUCAAUAAGAGCUGUAAUACGCAGAACUACCCUUCCAGCAGCCUUCAAAUGCACUAAGAAACUGUUGAUUCUCGUUAAAAAGGGCUGGGGUUAUAAAAGUGAAACUAGAAAAAGGGGUUUGUAAUGACAUGAAAUAAAGUACUUCAUUGAAAAGGCCAAAAAGUUUCCUUCUUCAAUAAAUGUGCUUUUCUGUAUCACUUUGAUGAAAGAACAAUCGUCUCAGGUCACAAAAACUUCACCAUAUCAACCAUGGAAAAAAGGUUUAGUCAAGCCCUAUCAGGGAGCGUUUAAGGUGUUUUUUUUGCCAAACUUGUAUCAACGUAAUCAAGGGUGUAGCCAACCCAGGGCCUACAAAUUUUUGGUUUGAUCACUCUUUUGUUUGUAAUAAAUUGAGCGUUCUUGGGGUGAGUUAAAAAGCUUCAGAGCUCAAAGUGUUGGUGAAGUCAGUGCGUACUAGUUAUGCGUGCAAUUCUCAGGAUAUGUGGAAAUGAAAGUCAGCCAGGCCUACAACUAAUCGAAAAACUGGCUACACCCCUGGUCUUGAAAUUUAUGUUCACUUCUUUAAAAACCAACGAGCGACUGUUAUAAGGAAAGAGACGUGACACGCAGCCCGCAGUUUCCACGUUGACACUUUUGGAGAGCUUUUUUAGCAGAGCAUUGUCGAAUUUUAACAUGUCGAAAAACACGAUCUUAUUGGGGAAGAACGUACAAGAAUUCACAAAAACGCAUUACUGUAAUCGGGGCUAAUUAACGUCAACUUUAAAGAAAACACUUUCCCCUUCUCUUCUUUCCUAUACUUUAACCUUGGUUAAAAAGAAACACUUAGAAUUAUCGGCAAUGGCUUUCACGGGAAAAUAUUCUUUUGCGCGACCCGGAAAACAAAUAAGUUUUAAUUAACCAUUUUUAAAUACAUAAAUGAUACCUAAUCAAAACGGAAGAGCACUUCAUCCUCUCGUGGCAAUUUUUACCCUUGCACGACCGCGUAGGAAAGUUUAAUUUGGUUAGAAGACUUUCUUAGCAUCCACGAACCUUGACACACUUAAACAGUACCAUAAUUAAGCAAUAAAAACGUUUUCCGUGUUUGCAUUGCCUGAUAUAAUUAUCCCAACCCCUCGAGUGUUUAUAUCAGGAUAUGCAAACACAGGAAAAAUGUUUCUAUUGCUUUUAUAAAAUAACUUUCACGAGAAAAAAAAACAAAACUCUCUUGCUUAGAGCAUUGACUAAAAGAGAAAUUCCUACUAGUCGCGAAGUCUUGUGCACGAAGCUUGUACGCGUAAUCAGUCUUUGUUUUACAAAAAAGAUGUUUUCCAAAAUACGGGUUUUUCUCGCUUAAAAUAGCUCAAGCGAAAACAAAUUGACACACCUUCUUUGUAACGAUUUUCCAAGUUUCAGCUGACGAAGGAAUGGGUAAAUAAAGUAAACGUUGUGGAAAACUUAGGAUAUCAGCAGCCGUAAUUACGAUAUAAUUGCGAGUCACUGCAUGAAGUUGAAUUCGUUUUUUAAAAAAAGCUAUAAAAAUUGAAACAGUGCGAAUACUUCUGGCCUCAAAGAUAGGACUCUAAAGCAUGACUGACAGGUGCAGGGGGAGUGAGGGGUCGGUGGAAUGGACGGAGAAAAGUAAUUCUCCCUUUUCCCUUUCGCGUUUUUUUUACCGCUCCCUCCCCUCCCCUCCCCAAUCCCCACUGUGUAGCGGCAGCCAAAGGACUUGCGUUAAAAUAAAGGCCCAAAGGGUCGUCCAGGCUCAAAUGAGUCUCAAAUGAACAAGCCGGACAUCACAUCCGCAUGUUUAUACAGCACAUUGCAAUUUCCGUUUUAGCUCCAACACGUCUCAUAUAAAAGCACACAAGGUUAUGCAGCACGUAUUAUUCUGCUGAAGACAACAUUAAGGAAUACUGUUUUAGUGCACAUAACAAAGUUGGUUCUCACAAUGCGAUUUUGGUUCAGCGCAGCUUUCUCUGUGACUCUCAUGGUGCACGCGGCUAAUGGCGCUAAAAUGACAAACACCUCGACUCCAGUUCGCACCAACGGAGAUGGUGAAACAAUUGUAUGCAACCAGUACAUUGGACAGGGAGUUGCAACAAGCGAAGCUAUCAAGAAACUUGAUGAAAAGUUAGACCAGCUAAUUAAACUGCUACAGCCCCCUGCUUUUCCAGGUAAGAUGCAUUCAAUUAUAGCUUCUAAUUUCCAUGACUUCAUCUACGAAAGUUUACAUUUUCUAUGUGAUACUAGUCAAUUUAGCAAUAAGUGCAAGGAAAUAGCGGGCAAAAGCAACCAUGACGACUUUGGCAAUAAGAAUAUCAAAAGCAAUUGGUUUUAUAAGCAAACAAAUUGCUCUGCACGUGCAUCACAUUUUUUGGUAUCUUUUUAUCGACGUCCACGGCUCCAGGAUAACAAAGAAAAGAAACCCUAAGCGCUUACCAUUUGUAUGGAAAAACCCGGAAAGUACAACAGUUAGCACAAAAUGAUCACAUGACCAUGCUGGCCACAUGAUCAGUGGUCAUGUGACCUAGUACAGUCGCCAUUUGGACAAAGACAACGAUGUUGAUGCUGUCGACUGAAACGACUAAUUAAAAGGAUUUACCUUGUUUAAUAAAUUCAUUUUUUGUGACAUACACUGUAGCUAAUAUCGUUAUCUUACUUCUUACAGCUUCAACGUGCAAAGACAUUUAUGAAAAGAAUUUGUAAGUACAAGCGAUAAAAAAUAACCUACUAUAAAAAGACACUGAGCCGAAAAUUUUGAAAUAUACUUUUAAAAUUUCUGAGCGUUCCGAACUAAAAUUGCUAAAAUUUCUUCUUAAUUUUCUCUACCAAUUGGCAAGUCAAACACACGAAAAUCGGGGAAGUCAAAGUUGAGAAGAUUUUCUGGAUAACAAACAAUGGUAACUGCUAUAAAAUCAGUAACAAAAUAUCGACGAAAUUAAAAUGAGAAAUAUAGCAGUAAAUCAAAUACUUAAACACCGAAGGUCGGUAUCAAACGAAGAAAAGAAACUUAAUGAAUUUAUUCAGGAGUGUUCGCUAUAGUCAAUUAUGAUUGUAGAGUACAAAAAGCAAACAUUGGUCCAGAAAUGGUAAAAUAAACUCAAAUAACGAUCACUACUUUUGUGCGAAGAAAAAAAUCAGGAAAAAUGAAAGCACUUACAAUUAACGAAACCCUCAAGAUGAAGGACAGUAUAUGAAUUACUAACUUAGUAGGAUUAAGUAAUUUAUAAUUUAAUUGGGAGCGACGCCCAAGACUUGUGACAAUAUAAACAAGGGGAAAAAAUUGAGACCCUAAAGAAGAGUUCUGCUUAUCGCCAAAGUCAGCAAUUACAGCGUCACUCGAUAUUCUUAGAUUUCCACUUAGGUUGUCCACUUGAUAUGAAAGACUUUCUCCUCAAUUUCUUUGGGGCCCAUUCUAAGUCAGCCUUUCUAUCACCCCGAAUGAGGCAAUUACUUCAGAAUGAGGUGAACCAAUGAAGUUUUAUUUUUUUAACCAGGUCUAAAGGAAACAAAGAGUACCUCCUGAACGUUGGAUCUGCGAAGAUUCCCGUAUAUUGUCACAUGACCAAGCAUGGGCUUGACGCAUGCGGAGGAGGAGGAUGGACGCUGGUUAUGAAGAUCGAUGGCUCAAAGGUAUUAAAAGUUCAACCUUAUCACAAGCAGCUCUGUCAGUUUGUCACUUAAAUUCACACUAUCAAUUAAGGUCAACAUACAGGGUAAUAGUGGAUCUAGUAAGUGUAGGUUUGAUAACUGUUAGCUCGAUGAUUUAUCAAUUCAGUGAAGACUAAGAUGCUGAUAUUAUAUUUGUCAAAUUAUAAAGGAGAAAAGCGAUACAUGUAGUACGUUAUCGGAAUAACUGACAUGAUGUUCCUUUUAAUUAGUUUAAUCAGAGAACCAUUCACUACAAGUAGCUCGGUCUCUUACCACCUAACUGCCACUAUACACUGGGGGUAGACUUUCAGUGCAAGUCAAGUGUCCAACACAAGUAGAAAAAAGUAAAUAUAGUACGUGUAGGUUUGAAAAGUGUCAGCUCAAUGAUGUAUCAAUUCACUGUACUAGUACCAGACAAGGUACUAAGAGAAUAAUAUCUGAGGACAAGAUUAGUAAACACCAAGAUGUGACUGUACCAUAUUUGUCGAAUGGAUAAAAGAGCAAAGCGGUAGCACUUUAUGUAAAUGGUAUUUCUUUUUCUUUUCCAAAUGCACCCAGAAAACCUUCCACUACAAUUCUAAACUAUGGAGCAACAAAGUCGACUUCAACCUUCCAGGAGGGAAGACUGGGUUGGAUACUCACGAGACCAAGUUACCGACUUAUUGGAACACACCGUUUAACAAGAUCUGUCUUGGAAUGAAGAUCGGUCAGCAGUUCAAGUCUGUUCUCAUCAACCAUCAAGCCAGAUCCCUGUAUUCACUGAUCGCAGAUGGCAAAUACCGAGCUACUUCACUGGGCCGUAACACAUGGAAGAAGCUUUUUGGGUCUCGGGCCUCUUUACAGACCAACUGUAACAAGGAAGGAUUCAACGCAAUUUGUACCGAUAGCAACGCCUCCAAAGCAAGAAUUGGUAUAAUUGGAAACAACGAAAAUGAUUGUAACAGCUGUGACUCCAGGAUCGGGUUUGGCACUGGAGGGUUCCAAGAUGACUCUAACACGUGUGGCAACGAAGCUGCCGGGGGAGAUAAUGGCGGCCAGCACAUUAAAGCGAUGGGAUACAUCUUGGUCCAAUAGGUUCGGCAGAACGCAGAACAAACCUUCGAAAGGCCUUAAAAUGAAGAAACUGUUGAUUCUUGUUAAAAAGCGGUUAAAAUGUGAAUCUAGGAUAAGGGAUUUGUAAGAAAGAGGUGAAAUAAAAUCCUGCAUUGAAAAGGCCAGAAAGUGUCUCUCUUUGAUAUGCUUCAGUCUUUUCAGUCUUUGUAUCACUUUGAGUAAACAAGCAUCGUCUCAGGUCAGAAAAACUUGCGUGCAUAAAUUUUUGUUAGACUGGGAGCAGUCUCUUAUUAUUAUUGUUAUUAUUAUUUUUGGAGUCACAAAAGAUCGAGAGGAGUGGUAAGCGGUGAAGCAGCGAGGAACGAAGGCGGAAGCCCAUGCCAAGAGGGAAAAGGACUGUCCCCGCCCAAGUUCUUCCCCAAUUUCUCAUACAUUUUAACAUGAUUUGCAUAAUGUCACUUUUUCGCUUGCCGCGCGUGGCUCUGAAGAAAGAAGGACGUCCGCUCAGAGACUAUUUUUUGUUUGAAUUAUUCCGUUGUUGCAAACGCAACUGAGCGACGUCACUAUACCUUUUCCUUCUUAUCACUUACACUAUCGUCAAGGAAACACCAUUAGCUUCCUUGAGCAGUGGUAUGACUAACAGUUUUGCGCUCCUCAACAAAAUAUACCCACAAAAAAUUUUUAAACAUGACUUUCAUGUUCGUAUUCCUGAAUAACCUUAGUUUACAAUGUCUAGUUCUAAAAACGUAAAAUGGUCGAAACACGUUGUAAAAGUAAAAACAUGCAUUUGCACCAUGUGAGCAGUUUCUCCUAUCCUUUUCGUUUACUAUUCAUUAUAAUUACUAAAAUAAAAAACAGCCAAUUCACGCCAAUUGUUUUAAGGUGUUUAAAUCUGUUUAUCCCCUAUUUUAAGAAUUUAUCAACUUGAAUCUGACGUUUGCCGUUUGCGGUCGUAAACUCUAAAUCCCUCUAAUGUUAAACUCGUUGGACAUGAGGCGAAUCAGCAGCAGCAGCUGUUCAUGGGGACCUGGAUGUCUACACUGGGAAUAAUCACAUUGUUAUUCGGGCAAAAAAUGCUUAGCGCGAGUUUAAGCUCAGUCACAAUCGCAAAAAGGCAACAAUGGCAAAAAUUAACAUUCCUUCAGCUUAGUCAACUUCUGAUCUCAAAAGUUGCUGUAUACUAAAAACACUGAUUCAUGAAUGCAGUUUUUACACAUUGAAUUUUACAAAGAACAUGCCUCUUUGGGCAGACCAUUAAAAAUAGUCCCACACAAGUUUUCAUGCUUACUGUCUUUCAUGAAAAGACUACAAAUAAAUCAUGCUUGAGCGCAAUUGCUAUCAAACGUAGUGUUAUUACUUGCUGUUGGUUUUUUGGUUUUCUUUUCAUAGUUCAAAAGGCGGCACGGACAAAGUUUUUAAGUGGAAAAACGCCCAACACGUCAACAGCAAAUAAUAAACGAAUUCACUGUGAUAGCCUCGGGAAGCUAUUCUUUUCAUAACUGCGAGUAAAAGUGCCAAAUUAAAUUUCUAAAUCCGUACGUAUAGUCCAAACUGUUCACAUUGACCAUUUUUAUAUUGCCCAUUAAACACCCUUCAGUCUACAAAGUUUUGCAUAUUAGCCGUUGUUUCUAAUUCUCCCUGGGUAUAACAGUCGUCCCAAGGGAAGUAGAGGACAAUGCUUUAUGCAAACUUUGAGGGCGUACAGCAAGGUGUAUUAUGGGUAAUGUGAAAAUGGUAAAUUUCCAUUAUCAGCAAAACAACUGCAUGACAACUGCACUGAUCGAGUCAGAAAAAAAAAUUAAAUUAAAUGGAUAAGUAAGAAGCACAACCUCUAUAGGUUACUUAGUCGCAACAUAGGCUAUCUCUUUCCUCCACAUAAACCAAUUACAGGAGAAAAUAUUUCUUUGCAAAUCUAUUCACGCUUUGUUAAAAACCAUUAAAAACGUACGAAAAAGACCUGUCAUUCCCAAAGAGAGUUACGCACCAUUGAAUCGAUCACUUUCUUAGUUACCCUGGCUCCAGAGGUGACGAGAGCAAGCUCUCGGGGAGACCGGGGUUUGAGGGAAAAUAAGAGUUUCUCCUUACCCUUCCCUCCCUCCUUCGCUCCCGCACGCAAAUGUCUGAUGUAUCCUUAGCCAGCCAUCCAUGUAGUGAUUAAAUAGCAAGCCAUAAAUUCAUUCGAGAAACUCUCAAUUACAACAAAAAACAUAACGAAGUUAAAGACAACUUGCCUAAAGGAAGGGAUAAUUUCAAACUAAUUCACGACUUCCAAUGCUUUAAUUAAGUCAUUUAUCAUUCUAUGAAUUUUCUGCUUUGUCUUAAUACGUAAAGGAACUGAGGCACGGCUAUAAACAGCCGUCUGCCUUCAACCACAAUUUUCGUCUAUUCUUACAAGUUACUCCCAUAGAAUUUAAGAGCUUUUCAUGAACAUUACUACAAAUUUAGCGUUCAAACUGCCAGCGCUUAUAGGUGAGACUUCACCGCCAUCAUUUCAAACGGAUACGAUGAACCAAGUAAUUAAUUAAUUAAUAUUUCGACUGGAAAAUUUUCUUGUCUUCAAUACGAGUCAAGACUAAGGUAAAAAAGAGACUCAGCAUUGCCGAGUACAAGUAUUCCGGUUCAAGGAACAUUACAGAAUAUUGUAGUUUACUCGAUAACAAACGCUUCAAUACAGCAAACAUUAAUCGAAAGAUGAGAUUUUGGUUCAUUUUAGCUUUUUCUCUGUUGCUCACGGCAAACGCAACGAAUGGAACGAAAAGUACCGAUGGCAAAUCAUUUGUCUGCAACCAGUACAACGGACAUAACUCUGAAACAAACCAAGCAAUCAAAAAAAUCGACAAAAAACUGGAUCAGAUAAUUGAAAUGCUACGGCCGUCUUCUAAUACCGGUAAGAAAUUCUUUGAACAGCAUUUUGUGAUGAAUUCAUUAUGAAAUAGUUCGAGACUUCAGGAGUGAUAAACCUGAAUACAAACCAUGAAAAAAUAUCUCAUAUCUCAAAGUGUUUCUUACAGAAUGGUGUGGAAAGUCUUCUUUUUACAAAUAACACGCUUUAUAUCCUUUUAUUUUCGGUCCCACAGCUUCAACGUGCAAGGGAAUCUAUACCAAGAACUUGUAAGUAUAUACGUCUACAAACAGUCAUAACAAAAACUUUCAGGAAAACAAAUUGGUUCCUGAAUAAAGUUCGUAUCGGUAAAUUUAUGUAACUACGAUGGAAAAUUAUCAUUUGUGGGUUUCAUUUGAUGUAGGCAAACAUUGCAGCGCUAAAAGCCCUUAAAACACUAAACCUUGAACUGAUUUAGAUUAGAUCUUUAAAAAAAGACUCCUUUAAGGACACAAACGAAAAACACAGAGAAUUGCUUCUGAAUAUUCUUCAGUAUUUUAAAAAAUAAAAAGUGAAAAUUGGUGCCCAGAUGGUUACAAAUAAACUAAAAUACAAAAGACAAUUUACGAAACACUCAAGCUGGAAGGAUAGUUUAUAAAUCACUAACUUAAGUGGAUUGAACAGUUAUCAUAUAUAUGGCGGUAAAGAAGAGUCCUUCUUAUCGACAAAGUCAGUAAUAACAACACUACACGAUAUUUCUAUAAGAUUAUUCAACUUCGACCAAACAUUGCUUAUCUGAUAAGACAGAUUUCUUUUACGAGAAUUCUGAUUUUCCAUGGCGUCCUAACUUUAACAGAAACAAACAAACAAGAUGGGAGUAAUCAGUAAAGUCAUGUUUUAACAGGUCCAGUGAAAAUAAAGCGUAUUUGCUUGAUGUUGGAUCUGCAAAGAUUCCCGUAUACUGUCACAUGACCAACCAUGGGCUUGAUACAUGCGGAGGAGGUGGAUGGACGCUGGUCAUGAAAAUCGAUGGCACAAAGGUAUUAAAAGUUAAAUGUUUUCACAAGUUGCCACGUUUGUCAUCACCUCAUUCCCAAUAUAAAGGUAAACUUACAAUGUAAGUCACAAGUCCACGUCAAAUGAAAGAAAAGGAAUCUAGUACGUGUAGGUUUGAAAAGUUUUAGCUUAAGUAGUACAAGCUAUGAAGAGAAUAAUAUGUGAGGACUUCGCAACAAGACCAGUGAAAACCAAGGCGAGACUGUAUCAUAUUUCUCAAACAGAUAAAACAGCAAAGUGAUAGUAUUCUUUAUGAAUGAGUUAACUGAUUUUUUUUUUUCUAGAAAGCCUUUCACUACAAUUCUAAAUUGUGGAGCGACAAAGUCGACUUCAAUCUUCCAGGAGGUAAGACUGGGCUGGACACUCACGAGACCAAGUUACCGACUUAUUGGAACACACCGUUUAACAAGAUCUGUCUUGGAAUGAAGAUCGGUUAGCAGUUCAAGUCUCUUGUCAUCAACCAUCAAGCCAGAUCACUGCAUUCACUGAUAGCAGACGGCAAAUACCGAGCUACUUCACUAGGCCGUAACACGUGGAAGAAGCUCAUUGGCUCUCGGGCCUCGUUACAACCCAACUGUAACAAGGAAGGAUUCAACGUUCUAUGCAUCGAUAGCAACCACUCCAAAGCGAGAAUUGGUAUCGUCGCAAACAAUCAAAAUGUCUGUAGCAGUUGCGACUCCAGAAUCGGGUUUGGCACUGGAGGGCUUUUUGAUGACUGCAACACGUGUGGCAACCAAGCUACUCACGGUGGAGAUAAUGGCGACCAGCACAUCAAAACGAUGGGAUAUAUCUUGGUUCAAUAA
Messenger RNA from Porites lobata, 9379 nucleotides. NCBI's taxonomy places the organism in Eukaryota, Metazoa, Cnidaria, Anthozoa, Scleractinia, Poritidae. The record is from the annotation of a GenBank genome assembly.